Acaromyces ingoldii is the source of this 1945-nucleotide messenger RNA. RefSeq lists its product as hypothetical. Gene Ontology annotation, biological process: regulation of DNA-templated transcription. The coding region runs from base 426 to 1544 and encodes 372 amino acids. Gene Ontology annotation, molecular function: DNA-binding transcription factor activity. The record is from RefSeq and is a predicted model, not a curated record. NCBI's taxonomy places the organism in Eukaryota, Fungi, Basidiomycota, Exobasidiomycetes, Exobasidiales, Cryptobasidiaceae. The transcript has a single exon.
AUCUUUCUUUCUUCUCACAAACCAAGCAACCACCAUCUCACUUUCCCCCUCCCCCUUCGUAGGAUAGCGACACCUCCGACACCAAAGCAACUAGACGCUGUUCUACGACUUUGUCCAUCUUGCACCCCACUGGUCUCUAGAAGACCCUUAACAUCCCCGACUGGCACAACCGAGACAAACACCACCACCACCCGGAAUGUCUCAAUUCGCUUAAACGCCCGCCUCUCGAGGCACUCUUUCGUAGACCAGACUAUCAAUCUUUAGUCUCCUUCUACCAGUCUUCGACCACCUCUUUUGGGUCGAAUCGCUCGUCGAAUUCAACUUUUACCAACUCGCAACCACCACCAUUGUCGAACCAACCGGUUCGGCCUUUAUCUCUGCCAACAUGGCUUCUCCCUCAGUUCGCAAGCGCCUACCGCUUGCCCAUGUCGUCUGCCCUGGACCAUCUCAAUCACAACAACAACAACAACAACAACAACAACAACAACCAGCACCAAGUGCCCUUUUUUGCCAUGAUGAGCAACAACAAGGGACGUUCGUUUGCGGGUCAGGAGCGCUCCGUCGCUCCUGAUCUCGCCGCCUUCGAUUUCCAAGAUGAAGCAGCAGUAACUUCGGUCAACUCUACCUUCGGUCAACAGCACAUCGGCAACGAUGACUUCUUCUCGAGUCCAGAAUGGACCGACCCCUCUCCCGCUCUCACAAACUCGUUGUCCUUUGACCUCGACUCGUGCGACCCCAGCCCGCUCCUGGUAGACAACUACGAGGGUGAAGCCCCCGAACUGGCCGGCAUCCCCCUCUUUGGCGACUACCGCCCUCAGCACCAGCUGGACCAGUCGGACAAGGCGACGGUCGACGCCAAUGACUUCCCCCUCUUUGGCUCCGUUGCCUCGUCGGAGCCGCAGUCGGCACCUUCGCCGACCAGCGGCAAGCGCGCACAGAUGGCCUUCAAGCCCCUGCAGGACUCGUUUGAAGACCCCACUGCGGUUCUUCUCCGUGCCCUCAGCAACGCUGCCCGCGCUCAGACGGCCACCGGCGAUGAUACCACCAAGGACGCGACGCCCAUGACGGCCUCGCCCGCUGCCAUCUCUUCCUCUCCCCCUUCUCCCUUCUUCCAGCCUCGCAACGAGUCUUCUCUGGAGUCGACAAAGUCGAACACCACUUCAACGGUGGAUGAGGCCCAGCGCGGAAUCAAGCGCCGUCACCGUGGCGCCGACCUCCUUCCUCUGGAUGCGCCCAUCCAACCUCGUCACUACAAGACUCCUUCGGCUACUUCUCGCAAGGCGUCCAAGACUUCUGCCGACCAGCAGGCGAGCAACCAGGACCCCUUCUCUGCCGAGGAGGCUGCGUUGGCCGCCGAAAAGGACCCCGUCGUCGCCAAGCGUCUGAGCAACACUCUCGCUGCUCGUCGUAGUCGUCACCGCAAGGCCGAAGAGCUUCGCACCCUCCACGAGACCAUCGAGGAUCUCCAGGCCGAGGUCGAGAUGUGGAAGAGCCGGUGUCAGCGCGCAGAGGACGAGCGUGAGAAGGCCCUUGGUCGUGUGUAAUGUCGUUUCAGCCCCAUUCCCUUUCCGUUUUCCCUCUCUUUAUUCCCAGUCUCAGGUUCCCUACUCGUCGACUUUCUUUGUGUUUCUCAACUUUCUGGGUUCUUCUUCCCUCCCCCAAAAGGAGACUGACCAACGGUCAAGAGUCUUCACUUUGUUUCUUUACCUUGUUUUAGUUCCUCUUCUUCCUUCUAACCGAGAGGUUUCUGAAUUGAUUGAGAUUCUUCCUCUUCAUUAUCAUGCAUUCGUGCGAGGACUGGUUCCGUAGAAGUUGCACCGUGACAGGCCAUCGAGGAGCUGGACGCCAGCCUUGGCACCGUCGAUGAUGGCGACCUUGCUUGCAGCUUCCUGACCGAUCGCAUCGGCGACCCCUGACCGCACGAGCUCCUCCAUGCCGGCCAUGC